This is a messenger RNA of Cryptomeria japonica (Japanese cedar), 1466 nucleotides long. Its product is annotated as BOI-related E3 ubiquitin-protein ligase 1. The transcript is spliced from 4 exons. NCBI's taxonomy places the organism in Eukaryota, Viridiplantae, Streptophyta, Pinopsida, Cupressales, Cupressaceae. The coding region runs from base 289 to 1344 and encodes 351 amino acids. Gene Ontology annotation, molecular function: ubiquitin-protein transferase activity. The record is from RefSeq and is a predicted model, not a curated record.
GAGCAACACAGUUAGCGUGUGAAACGAUUUAAAGAGCAGCCAGUGGUCACAUGAAAGCAUAUCACCGGCUUAAAAACACCAGAUCCGAGCGGUCUCCAUCCAAUAAUGCUCUCACGGGCCGGCACAAUGUUAAUGGCCUAAUUAUUUAAGCCGUUUACUGCCGCCACAGUAUUUUAAAUUUCUCUUUCCCGAAGUUAAGGCCUGAGUAAAGCAAAGCAAAUGGUGGGCCAAAGGGUGGCAAAUUCUCCUCGUUUGUUUCAGCUGCUUUUUAUUUUAUUUCGGCUGUGAAUGAGGAAUUUGAACGCUGAGCAGAGAAUUUUUUCUCAGUCGGCUGCUGCUAUUAAUGUGGAUUAUGGAGUUCCAGAUUUCAAAAUGAUGCCUGUUGCUGCUCCGGCCUCUCUUUGCAAUAGGGUGUUGCAAGCUUAUCCAUUUGAGGGUUCCACGUUUGAGAUGGCAACAUGUGAGCCGUUUUAUCCAUCAAUGGCGGAGUUCAACACAAACAUGUGGAUGUGUGAAAAUAAAAACAAGAAAAGGCUCCGAGAAUCAUAUGAGCCGAUUAACUUUGUCUCCUUAGAAGGCGGCCUUAUGGCAAAUCCUUUCAACAUGCACCAGCAAUCCUGCGUUUCCACAGCCUUGCAUCUCAACUUCCAAGAGAAUCUCGCAAAUUAUAUCAACUCAUCAGACUUCAACAAUAUUACGCCUAACAACAACACAAUCUGUGCAAGCAAGAAUCUGGCUGCUGAGAUUCAACGCCAGAACGACGCAACUGAGCAGUUAAUAAGACUGGAGCAAGGACGAACGAGGCAACUUCUACUGGAAAAGACAGAAAAUCAUUGCAAGGCGUUACUGUGCUCUGUUGCUUUAGCAGUAUCGUGGAAGCUGCGGGAGAAGGGUUUAGAGCUUCUUCGCAUGAAUCGCAAGAACAUGGAGCUGGAAGAACAAAUAAGAGGUCUCGCCAUCGAAUCCCGGGCAUGGAAGAAGCGUGCCAAAUGUUGCCAAGCAAUGGCCGUUGCCCUCAAACUGCAGAUUGAGGAAGUGAACAAAGAAGGCAGCGGAGACAGCGAAGAGGAGGCCUUCAAUGCCGUGCCUGACAUCUCCUCUUCCUCGUGUCAAAUAAUUCACAGCACAAACAACAACAAUAGUAGCAUUUAUACUAAUAUUUUCAUAGAAAACAGAGAUCUGAAGAUGCAGAGGAGUUGCAGGCUUUGCAGGAGCAAAGAGGUAAGAAUGCUGCUACUGCCCUGCCGUCACCUAUGCCUUUGUAAACACUGUGACAGCAUAUUAGACGUUUGUCCACUCUGCUCUGCUCACAAAACUGCAAGUGUAGAGAUUGAAACAACAUAAUAGUUUAUCAGUGUUUCUCAGAACGGUAUAAAAGUAUUACGCCAGAGUUGAAACUUUUACAAUUGUUUGCUUUUAAAAUCAUAUUAAAUUAUAGAUUUUAAUAUAUAGUUUUUAUUAAUUAA